This is a messenger RNA of Yarrowia lipolytica CLIB122, 2520 nucleotides long. NCBI's taxonomy places the organism in Eukaryota, Fungi, Ascomycota, Dipodascomycetes, Dipodascales. The record is from RefSeq and is a predicted model, not a curated record.
AUGAGUACCUUUGACGGUAUUAUCCGUGAGUUUCCGGAAAUCCGGGUGGACUACUUCCACGACAGAGGCAAAAAACAUCCCGUGCGACCAGAAGUAUGGCUUCUUAGUCAUGUUCAUACUGACCACACUGCAGGUCUGGAGAAUGUUGGAGGGCUAGUUUAUUGUUCGAAGGUGACGAAGAACAUGUUGGUCGAAAAAGACCCUCGCAGCAAACGCCACAAGGCCUACAACGAUAUGGCAGCUAUUCCCAACGGUACUCUAAAGUCGAAGUACACACCUAUCCAGGAUAGAUUGAGAGGCCUGGAUCUGGAUACCCCGUUCGAGAUCAACGUGGGGGCAUACACGGUUUCAGUAACUCUUCUAGAUGCCAGCAACCACUGCCCUGGAGCUGUCAUGUUUCUUCUUCAAGGUAAGGGCAAGUGUGUCCUAUACACAGGAGAUAUUCGGGCGGAAAAAUGGUGGCUGAGGUCGUUAGAAAAUCACCCCUUGUUACUACCAUACAUUUGUGGAGUGAAGAAGCUCGAUUGCAUUUACCUGGAUACUACUUUCGGGUAUAGAGGAGAGCCCUACAUCAGCCUGGUAGACAACAACACGGGGCUUGGCAAGCUCAUGAAGCAACUGAGUAGGUAUCCUCUUACGGGAAGUAUACAGUACUUCCUGCCACGAUAUACCUCUGGGUUCGAGCUCAUUUGGCAGUACCUUGCUGCUGCAUAUGAUUGGAAGGUACACAUGGAGGAGGAUGAAUUACAAAGGGUGUCUAAAGUACUCCAGGUUGAGGGUCGCUCGCACUACAUUAAGUAUCUGACCAAGGAGGCUGCGGAAGCCACUCUUCAUUGCUGCUCGUGCCAACGGACUAGCUCAUCCUCGGUGCUACUCUUGCCUGUGGUGAACUACCUGGCAUCUCAUGUUGACGAACACAACCGACCCAAAAAGGAAUCUGAACUCCAGUUGGUGGGGGUUAAGGAUUUACUGAGGCGGUUGUCAGAGGAGUACACAUCAAGUAACGAGUCCCAUCUGUCUGACGUGAUUGAUUUUGAAUCCGGACAGAGAUUCAUCAAAACUGAAUGUGAGCAAGGGUUAGAUCUUUAUCUUCCAGAUAUGCUCCUGUUCCAUUAUUCUCGACAUUCUUCGUAUUUGGAAUGUGAGGAGCUCGUGGGCCUGUUCAAACCCCGCUCAGUGUUCCCAUGUGUGGUCAGCAAAGAUUCGUGGCAAAGAGGGUUCUCUAUGGCGAGAUUAUUCGGACAUGUUUGUCAAGAGCACGUUGAUCAACCCUCGCAGUUCAUGUACGAUGUGGAGAUGUGCAUUGAAACAGCGAGACCGAUCCCUAGGAUUCGUGAACCAGUUCUCACUCUGAAGAUUGAUGGAAAACCUGCUGUCUCUGGGCCAUCUCAAGAAGCCAACUCGCAAUCAUUGCUAGUCCCCAAGACUGUCAAGUCAUUCCAAGUCAGAGCUCCAGGGACUCAGAAUGUCAAGAUGCUUCCUACUGGCGUGUUCAAUCAAACAGAUGCUUAUGUUCCAGCUAGCGAUAGUGGUAACUCUGACAUCUUAGACCAGUUGAACCUCUACAAAUCUCCUAUCAGGUCACCGGUGAGAACGAAAUCAAGCCCAGGAAGGGUAGAUCACGCUGUCCGACCAAUGCCACUGCCCACUACUUCUGUGCCCUCUGUGAAGGAAGAGCCCCAGACUCCUUCAUUUGGCGAAGCUCUGUCUAUUCCGGUCCCCCCUGUCUCGUUUGCUUUACCAGUACAGCUUGCGACUGCACCUAUCCCUGCAUCUACUGCCAUGCUCACAACUACACCUAUGCCUUCAUCCUCCCCUGGGAUGCCCACGUCGUCUCCAGCGGAUGCAGUUAUGUCGAGUCCAUUCAAGAAGGCCACCUCCCUCAGUUCCAUGUGCGAAGAAAUGCCUGAGGAAUGUGAGUCAAUUACUGAAAGUGUCGUCAAGGUGGAGCGAGACUCGGAUGAGUUUUAUGUUUCCGUCAACUCCCUGCCUCAGUUGAUUGCUAGAAUCACAGCAGAACCGAUUUCUCACACAUCUCAACCUACCACUCAGCCGGAGCUUGGUUCGAUGGUUGAACAACCUGAACGACAGAACGUAUCAAUGACAGAACAAGUGGAGGCGAAAGUAGCCGAAUUUUCAAAGCCAAUGAAGGAUCUUGUGAACCAGCCACAGGAAAAUACACUAAGUCAACGGCGCAUUUCACUACGUCCGGAGGUACCCACCGCUCCUCGACAACCACCCAGGAUUACUGGUGUUCUGCGUCAAGCGAGCCUGUCUCGUAAGCCUAGUGUUGCUCAUCACUCCAGUCCCUCUCCCAGGUCUUCCAAAUCACCACCGCCAAAAAAUAUGUGCCCUGAACCAUCCAAAAUCAUCAUGGGACCGCCUGUUUUACGCAGAACGGCUGAUGAUGUGUACGAUAUCUGCGAGAAGAUCGGCCAGUGUCGUUUGGUAAGAAACAAACGAAAAGUCCAUCGACCAUUCAAAGUGGAUCGAUGGAAGGUUUCGCCUGUGUCUGAGUAG